Messenger RNA from Maniola jurtina (meadow brown), 9490 nucleotides. RefSeq lists its product as uncharacterized. Gene Ontology annotation, cellular component: nucleus. Lineage: Eukaryota; Metazoa; Arthropoda; Insecta; Lepidoptera; Nymphalidae. The record is from RefSeq and is a predicted model, not a curated record. The transcript has 62 exons. Bases 151 to 9450 code for a protein of 3099 amino acids. Gene Ontology annotation, biological process: double-strand break repair via nonhomologous end joining. Gene Ontology annotation, molecular function: protein binding.
UCUGUGCCGGCCGGUAUUCUUAAUUCUUGCAUUUCCACUUUAUCCUCUAUUUAAUAUUAUUAUUGAUUGAAUAAUAUAAAAAAAGUGAAUCAUCCAUUGAUAUAUUAGUAUUUUAUCCACCAAUAAUUCGUUACUCUUCAUGGGUGCAAAAUGGAUGAAUGGGACUCAAUAAUACAAACUUGUCAGGACGAAAGUGAUCCGAAAAUCUUCUGCAAAGUUUUGCGAAGUGCUGAAAUUGUGCUGGCUGAGGAUUUAGCACCAUUUGAGACGGAAUGGAUUCUAUCGACUCUGCUGCACAAACCAGUGCACCUUUUGGAGGUAGUUGCUAACAGACGUACCGACAGCAGUUGGGACGUCUUUGUCCGCGGAGCUCUGAAACUGUUGGGUGACAUUGUCACUAAGCACGAGUGUGCUGACAAAUAUUAUGAUCAAAUUGUACAGCUAUGUCUCCUACAUUACGAGCCCCUGAUAAAGCAGCAAGCUCUCUCGUGUAUAAGCAAGGUUGCGAGACAGUCCCCUGCAGGCGCGCGGGACUUCGCCAGACAUGUGUCUGCGCUGCAGGAAACUACCACUUGCAAAGCACCCCUCGCUGUUUUAGUUGGUACGAUAUGUGAACACCAUCCCAGUGUGGUGGCGGACGACAUUACAACAAUAUGGCGGGUUUAUCUCAAUUUACUGGAUUCUAAUAAAUACACUGUAACCGUGACCAAAGCAGUACUAGAAGGGAUAUGUGGUCUAUUCAAACACUUUGGAAUGGAAUUGCCUACUAUGGAGCUCAAUGUAUUCUAUGAUAAGUUAGUGAAUUAUCUAGACUUGCCCAGGUGUGAGGAAGUUACUCUAAAAUUCUUCCAAAACUACGCACACUUGUUCCGCGAGCGCAUAUCUAGUGAUAAGCGCGUGCGCACACUUGUGUGCAAUUGCAACAGUGUGUGCGCACGACCAGCCAUACUAGCGAUAUAUGGAGUGGUGUUUGAUACUAUCUCUGAUGUGGACCAUAUUCAGAAAAUUCUAGAAACAGAAAUCUACCCACGCACAAAGUCUUCUCGCUUCUAUGAGAGGUUCACAGCGUUGCGCGUACUGACUGACGCACACACACACAAUAUUGUGAGUGAUCUGAGCGAGUAUGUGGACUUGCAAGCAUUGGAGAGUCAUUUGAGGAAUGGGAAUGUUGACUAUGAGACCUGUGAAGCCAUAUCUUGGAGCGUGCAGUCAAAGGUGCCGUUCAGCGAUCGCCUGUUGCAGUCCGCCAUCUUGUUUUACGAUCGUUUUCCCGCCAACAAGAGGAAGGACGUCGUUGUAUACCCUCUGUUACAAGCUGACAGCGAAUUGAGGACUGAAAUAACAAAUUUUCUGAUCGCCGAAUCUAUUCACCCCGCUACGAAGGAGCAAUGUAUGAAGAUAUGGCAGGACUUAUUCGACACGAAGAAUAACACAGACAACAUAGUUCUAGAGAACUCUAUAUACAUAGCACAAGAUGUUAUAGAGUAUGCGACGCGAAUAGUUGAGAUGUUUCUAGAAGGAGAUGAACUGACUCUUCCCGAAGCAAUGCCCCAGCUACUGUCCUUACUAGUGACAGUGCUGCGUUUGAACUCGGCCAGUGACUUGCCUUGCUCGCGACUCGCGCGAGUGCUGCGUCGCUGUGCGAACAUUCACUCUGAAGUGAUUCCGGCCGCCAUUUUGUGUGGCUUGUUCUCGGGUGAAGUUUAUGAGGACAUAUCACUGGAUAUAUGCAGUGACGAAGACAUGCUCGUGGAAUGCGCGUUGGCACUCUUGGGCAUGCCAGAUGACGUCACCAGCAAAUGUCUGCCCAGGGACAUGAUAACUGCACUCGAGAUAAUAUUCUCAAGCAACAAUAUCGAGUCGUCUACACUAAGCAAGGCUGUGCAACAAUUGGACAAACUUUUGCAGCAAAAUAGAGAGUCAGACGACAAGUGUCUCCAGGUUAUACAAAAAGUAGUGAAACUUUCGCAACAAAUAGAUAAGAAGAGUAAAGAUGAUAGAAUAUUGUAUCGGGACAUUGUUAUGUUUUUAGGUAAAUACGGAAAACAGUACGAUUAUGAAGAUCAGAUCUCAAAUUCGGAUAAUUUACUUAUUUACAAACUGAAGAGUACCCUCAUUUUGGAUAUACCUCAUGACGACGGAAUGUUAAAGAUCAAUUUACAAGGAAUUCUUCACUCAGCCAUAAAGCAAGAAGACCCAAGUGCCUUAACUAUGCUGUUAACUAUCAUUAGUGCUAAUUUGGUAACAAGAAAUGAUCCAAUCUUACAAGCAGCUUUAGUGAGAGUAGUUCUGUCUCUUUCUCACUGCGAUAUAAAUUCAGACGUCGUGUAUACAGCUAUCUCUCUCUGCGAUGGGAGUUGUGCUAAUGACUUAAUAGGGUACAUUGCAGUAGAAAAGUCGCAUCGAUCUCGGAAGCUGCUUCUAGAAGGUAUAGAAGUGCUUCUGAAAGAUGACGGGCAGAUUUUGGAAAACAUUUUGGAACACAUUGUUCCUAAUGAAAAUGACUUACAAAAUCAAUCACAAAUAGAUAUAACAGAGUUUUUGCUAAAACACCUAAAAGACAACAAUUCACUAUGCCAGAAUUAUCUACCAAAGAUUAUUUCCAAAAUUUUGAAUGCACAAUCCCGCCAUCACAACAUAAUAAAGGUAGCGUCAGACUUAUUCGUCGACAAAAUAGAAUUGUACACGACGAAUGACGUAAACGACAUAAUAAAAAGUGUGUUUCAAACAAUAAAUUCGCCGAAGAACAAAAAUAUGACGAAUAUUGAAAUGGCUGUUGAAUUUGUCAAAAGGAUUUUUGAAAUCAAAAAUGAUGAUGUUAAAACGGAGAAUAUAUUGGAUUUGUUUUUGGAAAUUUUUGCAAAAGAUGAGAAGAAGGUUAAUUUGAGAGUCUUUAUGGCUGUUACUAAAAUUUUUGAGGUGGAUAAAGAAAGGAUUGAGAAAGUAUUUUUGGAGAACAAUUUCAUGGAAAAAAUUUUGAAUGGACGGUAUUACCUCUCAGAGGUGGAACAUGAUUAUUUUGAUACUGAAACACAAUUGGAUCUUUAUAUCGAAUAUUUCGACCUGAUUUGGAAAAUUGACCAUGGGCAAUUGUUAAGCAACCUACUGUCAGAAUUGACACCGCAAAAUGUCAUAAAGUUUGACAGAAAACUGUCAAAAUGCCUUUCUUUAGUGGAGCCCAAGUAUUUAAAUAGAAUGACAGAUUGGUUUGAACGUCAACCAGUGAAGGAAAUUACUCAAAGUAUAGAGAAAUAUUUAUUCGAAUCAAAACACGAGGUUUUUGUUCAAGUUUUGAAAAUCAUGGUUAACAUUUACAAAGGUAAAGAAAUGGCUGUACCGAUUUCGAUGGAGUUCUCUAGAUGUAUAAAACGCUGGGUGGAUUGGGUCGCCAAGUUGAACGCCUCCGGUUAUAUCGAGAGGAACCUGAAGUCCAAAAUGGCGUUUUUGAUGGAUUUAGUUGAAGUUUCCAUUGCGUUUUUGAGCGAUGAAGAACUCAUGGCUGUACUGAAUGAAGGAGAAUCAGAGAAACUCAAAUUCUUACAAGAUUUCAUGCCAGCUGUUUAUACACGUUUGGUGAAAAAACCCUACCUAUUGUUACAACCGAAUAUGGUAAAUUGCUGUACCAUUUUGAAUGACGUUGUGAGACACGCAGUGAGGCAAAACAGGAAGGAGGAGGUUUUGGAACUGGUUGAUUUGGUAUGGCCGAACUAUGAGCCACUGUCUACAAUGAACCAAAAACACUCACUUCUACUGGAUCUGUCUUCAAUAACUCCGAAUCUUCCUCCACACGCCAAUGUCAUGCGAUGGUUGAUGAAGACUGUCUGUUGUGAGGACACUAAGCUUGCACACAAGAUUAGAUUGUUUGGGAUACUACCAGCUGCCGACGAAUAUAGAGCCGCAUAUAAAGUCCUAUGUCCACACUUGCCAUCACGACUGAGCGAGUUAUACGCACUGUCAUCGUGUUGCUUCCAAGCCGUGCUCGAUUGUCUCGCCGACAGUCGCGACACUGACUGCGACAAUCGCGUCGCAGAAAAACGCGUCAUUCUUCUCGACAUCGUCAUUACUCUCGCUGCGAGCGACAAUACGAAAGGAUGGUGGGACGACGCGAUAGACGCUUGUAUGUCUUCAAUAGCGGCGAGUGCAGACGCGCGACUGUCGCGUGUUUGUAGUGCAGUGUACGCAAGAUGCUUCGAGGGUAGGAGUCUCGGAGUGUGCACACGCCUUAUGCUGCCCUUACUGAGGUAUUCAACCCCAUCGUUCUGUGAAGAGUUCUUCUCGAAGGUUCUAGAAGAGUUAUUGUCCAUAUUGAAGACGAAGCCGCGCGAGGCAACUGCACAUUAUAGCUACGAGAAAUGCGUUCUCGAUUACGUGCGAGCACUUUAUGUACUGCAAGUUGUGUUCCAGAAGGUGCCCAAAGAGCACAUAGAGUCCCCGCGUUCUUUGCUGUACAGCAAGAAGGUAGGAGACACACGUGCGUACGCCGUGAGCACGGUUUGCAAGCUGUGCGUAACGUUGCGGGCCAGUGUGAAGUGUCCCCCGGCAGCAGAUGAGAGUAUGAAGGAAAGCUGUAGGUUGUUCUACUGUUCGAACUACAACUGCCUCGCCGCAGCGAUUUGCUGUACGCAACUCAAGCCCGCAGUCUGCGCCACUGUCUUCCACAAAGAUGUGUGGAAUCAUUUGAUUGGGGACGAAGAAAUUAAGCUACCUUUGAGGCCGCAGUGGAUUCAACGCAGCACUCGCCAAGCCGUAUCAAUCGAAGUGACAGGGUCACUGCUGUCGCUGCGCACAUCAGCGACGCUAACCACCGUGCGCACACCCGCGUUCCUGCGCACACUCUCAGAGAACCCCUUCCAGUACGACCUAGUGCAAGAGGACGAACAGCCUCAAACCCAGGAUCUACAGCUAAUAGAUAACUACCUUAAUAAACACGAAUGUGCUGGUACUUUGACGGCCUUACUCAGUAGAGUAAGUGCUCUCGAGCACGUGCAGUGGAGGGAUGCUCUCAUCGCCACCCUUGAUGGCGAUGCGAGAGGGAACGUCAAGUGGCUGCUGGCACAGGCUGUAUGCAACAGUAAGGAGGACCUCAAACCGCACGCUAGUGCUCUACGCCCGGCGUUGCUCGCGGUCAUCGUCAAAACAGCCAAAGACAAGAAAUUGAACGGACUACAUAUUGAUAUUCUGGACACAUUAAUAUUUUGGAAUGAAGGCAUACAACCAUGUGCCGACCUGAACUCUACCAUAGAGUGUAUAAUAUCCACGGCCAUAGACUAUAGACUGAACAAGAACUUGUAUUAUAUGAUUUUGGAGAAAUUGACCAAAAUGCUGGACAGAUGCGUUCAAGUUAAUUGGAGUUGCUUCGAUAGGUAUUUGACAGAUCUUAAAUCAGACACCGCAACCUGCUGCAUUGAUAUUCUAAAACGCUUAGCAAAAUGCAACGUCUAUAUACCGGAGUUACUACCCGCUUUGACUGAAACUAUUGAGAAUAAGCGGUCAAUGUCCGAACUGACUACGCUGUUCGCUCUCGCUUUGACCGCUGCUCGGGAUAGAGGGGAGAAUGAUGGGGAGUGGCUUAGGAGGUAUAGAAGUGUCCUGGACAGGUUGCGUAGAAGCGAUCACGCUGAGUACAUCAAACUGUUGCACGCCGCGCAGAAGGUCUUUCCCGGAUGCUGUGACGAGACUCAUUUCCGGUCUAUAACGGAUCUGACGCCCAAAAUCACCGGCCGGCCCAAAGUGCAGUGUUUAGAGAUCCUUUCCACGUAUGUGGUAGACGCUAAACGCAACGAAUAUGUUACAACCAUGUUCGAUACUAUAGGACUCCUCGAUAUUAUUAACACAAAGGAAGCUUUAGUUUUGGCUAAAAACGGCUUACAUUUGAUGGAAGAACACCUCAGAGGCUGUAUAGUGUGUCACGUGGCUAGCAAUUGUCAGCAAUUACCGGCCAAAGUGAGAAGCGAGGCGUACGGUGUACUGGUCAAAGCUUUCGAAUUGCUCCUUUCCCCAAAAACUCACGAGCCAGCCGCAAAAAGGCGCGCCCGGGAAUCGAACUCCCUACUACUAUCGCCUAACGAUACUUACACUGAAAUCGUAUGUACUGCAGUGGCACAGGGUUUGGUGGAAAGAGACAGCGAUAUAUCCAAACACGUGAGAGAGGGAGUCGGUAGAUGUCUGAGCACAGAUUCUGGAGUUAGAUUCUGCGAAAGUUUUCUAUUAGCCAUUGUUCUGCCAUUGAAGAACACAUCGAAUUAUCCAGAAAGUUCCAAUUUAGCGGCCAUGCUGGAUUUGUUCUUCCGACGGAUACGCGAUCAAGAAAAGUUUCAAAACGCAAAGUUGAGGGAUGAACCUAUAGAGCCGAGGCAAAUCAUAUCGACUACGUCGUCAACUAAAAUAAUGACUCUGGGAACUCAUCUACGAAACAAACAAGAAUCGUCCACAGUCAGUUUGGAUGUUCAAAUGUCGCUGGAUAAUUUGCUGAAAUCAUUGUUACAAUAUUUAGAGAAAAACCCAUCAGCAGCCACAUCCAUCAUUGUGCAAUUAAUAAAGACUUAUAAAACCAAACGUCCCGGGUUCGAUUUUGACUCCACAAUGAGCGGAAAUGUGUCAAAAUGUCUGACCAUACUAUGUUCCAUGACACCAUGGAUUUUGGAGAUGGCCAGAGAAAUUGAUAUAUGGGAUUCUUCGAAUUUAGACCAAAUCAUAGACAACUUAGUGCAGAAUACCAAAAAUACGGAAGGGGAAGGUAUAUGCAAAGUUUUGCUCGAAGAUUAUAGGAUACGUUGUUACGGACCUGAACUGUUUUUGAUGGGUAAUGGAAUACCUGACAGCGACGUAGAUAUGUCUGAAGCGAGCCCAAUAUUUUCCUUGGAAGAUUUGAUGUCGUGUUUUGGCAAACUGUCAAAUUGGGAUGACCUGACGACACAGGGGCGGAGAUCGUUCAAAUCCACCCUACCCGCGAUGUGGACCAGUCGAAGCAAUUUUGAUGCUUGUAUUCAGGAUUAUGAUUUUACAGGUUGUCCUGCCUGGGUCAACGCCAUGGUGUCCACAUACAGGAAUAGCGAGAGAACUACAAGGUUCACGGAGUUAGACAAGUGGCCGAGGAAAGCCUUCGAUAUAUCCGCCUUAGUGGAGUGUACAGCCUGGGAUCGAAUCCGGGACUCUUUCGACAUCAAAGAGCAUGUUUUGCCGGACUACAUACACCCUUCAGACUGUCUCGCUGAGUGGGCCUUCAGGAUUAUGUUGAGAUCCAGUUACUUACCAUCUCUAAACGACAACUCAAAUGAAGAGAUCGAUAAGCUGUCCCGCUCGCACGAACUAUUGUGGUGUGUAAGUGCGAACGAGAGGGGCUUACAUACACAAGCGCUAGAGUGCUGCAAACAUCUCUCGGAACUGUAUGAAAGUGAAACUUUGAAAUGGUUACAUCAAAAAGUGGUAGCCCUUAGAGCGGUUGCAGUGGAGAAAAAUGAUCGCGAUGGUUUGAAGAAAGCUCUUAAUUUUGCAGAAAUAUAUCCGGAAAAGUUUAUGGACAAAUCGAGCUUCGAAGAUGUGCUCGGUAUGAGCGAGGUCACACUGCGCUUGAAACGAGACCUCCAAUCAUUAAAACAUAAAGAUGUUGACAAGUUACGGAAUGAAAUAUCAAGAAAAUUGAAUGAUGGAGAAAUUGUACCAGGAAAUGUAUUAAAAUCAACUAAAAGUACUAUGGAGUCAAUUUGUGUGAUUGCGUUGACUUAUUAUAAUGGACUAUGGGAUUCAUGUACAGGUGCUAAGGAACAAAGUGAUUUAUUAUUGCACAUGUCAGAAAUCUUAGACCUUUUCGCGAAACUAGAUCUAGGUUGGAAAGGCAGACUUUUGGCAGACAUGGUCCUAGACAGAGUGAAUGACGUCUCUGUUAGUUUAAAUUCAGAACUUUCUGGAAAACUUUUGAACGCGUUCAAGUUACUAAGGCACCAACUAGACGAGGUAUCCAUAAGUCAGUUAACUUCCAACAAACUAAAGUUUCCUCACCACCAAGACGACAUAAAGGCGCUAACACACGAAACAGAGAUGGGCAAAUACAGGCAGUGCCUGAGUCUGUUGGCGGGCCCGGAAUAUUUGCUGCUGCAGUAUUGCAGGGCCUUAAGGAGUGCUUUGGAAAAGGAUGACGAUAGGCAAUUCUCCCGCGUCUUCACCAAUAUGACGUCAGCCAUAUUGGACAACCCAUACGCCGGCCCAGACUAUCAAGUGCUCUUCAAGUAUAAGAAGACUUUAAACGAUUUGAUUGAAGAAGAUAUCUCCAAGGAAUCCAAACGCCAAAUACUAUCAUCAAUUCAAUCAGAGUUAAAAGAUACAAGGAAGGACAUCCUGUAUCUCUCCCAUCUCUGUCCCGCUCUAACGCACGAGCUGGAAAGAGACGACAACAUGUCAAAGUUGUUAUGCUUGAAGAGAGGGGUGUAUGUCGCCAAGUUUGAAGAAAAGAUAUCAGUAUUCGUGGACUCAAUCCGUCGACCGACGCUAGUGCGGUGCCGACUGUCGGACGGGUCAGUCGCGCGAUGCAUCGUGAAGUGCGGCGAGCGCAGUCGCCCGCACUGCGCGGCGAUGCGACUGCUCGCCGCUGUGCAGCCACGGACAGACGGACGAGUCCGCGCCGGGUACUAUGUAACGCCGCUAAGUGAGGACUGUGGCCUUAUCCAGUACCUCGAAGACCACGAGCGAUUCAAAGCUCUGAUAAAAACUACGUGCGAUGUUGACGGUCUGGUGUCAACCAUACGUCGCUCAAAUGACAGUGAGCUCAUUUUGUCGCCAAAUAACUCCCUCCAAACAUUUGAACAGCUGUGUGCUAAAAUACCUGCAUAUUUACUGAGGUCCGCCAUAGAAGCCACGUGCGUUACUCUGCAAGACUUCAUAGUUAAGAAAAAGAACUUUCUGGAAUCUCUAUGCGACAUGACUGUACUUAGCUAUUUAUAUGGUAUAGGCGACCGUCACUUAGAAAACAUGAUGUACAGCAUCCAAGAUGGCGGCGCGUGCCACGUGGACGCCGGCGCCAUCUUGCAAUAUGGCGGCAUGGAGCUCCCGCCCGCGCGCCUCACGAGGAAUAUACUCGCUGUGUGUGAUUUUACAGUAAUAGAAAGCAGGCUGCAAACCGCGCUGUCACAUGUUCGCGACUCGCGCGAGUUACUCGUGCCAGCCAUCACUGUCUCAUUCAAGUGGAUGGGAGAUAGCGAAUUUAUGGACAAGCUACCUCACAUCAAGAACUUGAUAAACGGUUCGACAUUAUCCUACAAAGUGACCAUUGAAGUUGUAUCAGCAUCAAACAACAAAUAUAAGGACAAGUAUAUUCAACUGUUAGAAGAAGUCUUCGCUGAUUUUGAUGAGAAAGAAACUUACAGUGUCGAAGAACAAGUGUCGAGUUUAUUGCGUCAAAGUACGGAACCUCGUCUACUCAGCGUAACAAGAACUGGAUGGGAACCCUGGAUUUAAGCUGAUUAAGAAUUAAUACAGGAUAUAACCAGAAUUCUAG